CCACCUCUCUCAUCGGAGCUCCUCUCCUCGCCUCCAAUGGCGCUGCUCUUCCCACCACCACCCCACGCGCUCUCCCCCAAACCCCCCUUCCCCUCCACUCUCCGCUCCACGAGGUCACUGCGUCUCCGCCGCGCCACCGCCGCCGCCGCCGCCGCCGGGGCCGGAGUCUCCUCCUCUUCCCCCUCGACCUCCUCGCCGGAGAAGGCCCCGGCGCUGGACGUCGCCAGCGGGAAGAGGGGUGGUAAGAAGAGGAGGUCCCUGAAGCCGAGCUUCGAGAAGCAGGCCAUCCGCCGCUGGUCCGCGAGGGCGCCGUCCCAGCGCGCCUCCUUCCCCUGGCAGCAGCAGCAGCAGCAGCAGCAGCCGGGCGGAGGUGAGGGUGAGGCCGCGGGCGAUCAGGAAUCCGGUUGGAGUGGGAGCUCCACGCUGCAGUCCAUCGUGGAUUACUUCGACUUCGACUACGAUUCCUCGGAUGGUGAUGGCGAUGGCGAUGGCGAUGGCGUCGUGGUCGGCGGCGAAGCGGCCGAGGCCCAGGAGGAUGGGCCGCGUCCCGAGCCGAGCUUCCUUCUCGGGAGCCGGCCGGUGUCAGCGCCGUGGAUGCACGGGGAAGAAGAGCCCAUGACGAACCAAUUGGUUUCUGACGAGGAAGGGUUGGAUGGGGAUGGUGCUUCCGAGGAUGAGAUGGGUUUAGUUGAUGGAGACGGAGACGAAGACGAAGAUUUGGGGAGUGAGGAGGAGACGCUAAGUGAGAGCUCAGACGGGGAAUUCUCCGAGGAUUAUGCAGCACCGGCCGCAAAUUCUUCUUCUAUGAUGGAUUCGGUACUGGACCAUGUUUCUUCAGGUGGUGGGUUUUAUAGAGGUACUAGGCGGAGUAGCGUAAAUUCAAUUGUUAACACAAUGAGGAAUUCGAUGGAGGAAAGUAGUAGAAAUGCUGCGAUUGAGUGUCCCGAGACCGAGGAUUUUGUCCAGAAGCUCGGUCCUGUGCUCCUCCCAUGGGAGAGGGAGGGGGAUGUCGAUAGGCCGAGAAAGCGCAGCAACACGGAGCUGGCUGAGAGGACUAUCCCAGAGCACGAGCUGCGGAGGCUUAGAGAUGUGGCAUUGAGGAUGAAGGAGAGGAUGAGGGUUGGUCCAGGAGGGGUCACUCAGCUCAUUGUGGAGAGCAUUCAUCAGAAAUGGAGGGUGGAAGAGGUGGUCAAGCUGAGAUUUGAAGGACCUCCAAGCCUGAACAUGAAGAGAACUCAUGAUAUACUAGAGGAGAGGACUGGAGGAAUUGUAAUAUGGAGGUCAGGGAGAUCAGUUGUUUUAUAUAGGGGAAUGAACUACAACCUUCGAUGUGUGCAGUCGUAUACACAAACUACAGAGGUUAAUUUUGAUAAAAGAGUUAGUAGUAAUAGUGUUGAACCUAUCCAUGUUGAACAUAAAUUUCAGAAGUCAGGUGCAGAUGGACUGAAUCGCUCAGCAUAUAUUGUCAAUUCCUCUGAAAAACCUACAGAGACAUUUGAUAUCGAUAGCUUCUUGGAUCAGUUGGGACCGCGGUAUAAAGAUUGGUCUGGUCGUGGCCCUAUUCCUGUGGAUGCUGACUUGCUUCCUGGUGUUGUUCCUGGUUACAAGACACCAUUUAGACUACUUCCUUACAUGGUUAAAAGUACCCUUCGGAAUAAGGAAAUGACGGCUCUGCGUAGACUUGCAAGGCAAACUGCUCCUCAUUUUGCUCUAGGGAGAAACAGGGAACACCAAGGAUUAGCUACUGCUAUCGUUAAAUUGUGGGAGAAAAGUUCUAUUGCAAAGAUUGCCAUCAAGAGGGGGGUUCCAAAUACAUGCAAUGACAGAAUGGCAGAAGAAAUCAGGAAAUUAACAGGAGGAGUGCUUCUAUCGAGGAACAAGGAGUACAUUGUCUUCUACAGGGGCAAUGAUUUCAUAACACCUAAAGUAAGGCAAGUCUUGGUGGAGAAGCAAGAGCAAGCAAUCACUUGGCAGGAUGAGGAAGAAUUGGCUCGGCUUAAAGCAUCAGCCUCGAUCAGUGUCAAACCCAAAGUAUUUAAAAAUCCCCCAGUUGCUGGCACUCUCGCGGAAACUAGAGAGGCAAAAUCUCGAUGGGGAGAUUCCAUUAAUGCUGAGCUCAGGAAAAAGGAGAAGAAUCACAUGAUUCUUACAAAACAUACCUCUCUUUUGAGGAACUUGAAGAGAAAAUUGAUUUUGGCAAAAACAAAGGUCAUAAAAGCAGAAAAGGCCUUGGCUAAAGUUCAAGAAUUUCUCUCUCCAGCAGAGCUUCCAACUGAUUUGGAAACUGUUACAGAUGAGGAACGCUUCUUACUUCGCAGAAUUGGCCUGAAAAUGAAGGCCUUUCUAAUGCUUGGAAGACGAGAAGUUUUUGAUGGAACAGUACAGAACAUGCACUUGCAUUGGAAGCAUCGAGAAUUAGUCAAGGUUCUUGUAAAGGGGAAGAGCUUUCCACAAGUAAAACAUAUUGCAAUAUCUCUGGAAGCUGAAAGUGGAGGAGUGCUCAUUUCAGUUGAUAAGACGACAAAAGGAUAUGCAAUCAUUUUGUACCGGGGUAAGAACUACAAGACGCCCCAAAUUUUGAAGCCUCGAAACCUAUUGUCAAGGAGAAAAGCAUUGGCACGGUCUAUAGAGCUCCAAAGGCGGGAGGGAUUAAAUCAUCAUAUCUCAAAUCUGCGAGACAAGAUCUGGAAGCUGAAGUCUCAACUUGUACGAAUGCAAGUUGCUGGGGAAAAACCAGAUGCGGAGUUACUUCAAACAGUUGAGGCUGAUUUGUCUAAAGAUGACGAUAAAAUAGAGGAUGAAGGAGAGGAGGCCUACCUGCAAACUUACAUCAGUGAGGAUGAAGAGGAACCUGAGGAUGAUCAGAAUGAAUAUCUCUGAAUCUUAACUGGCGAAACUUCGGUGAGUCCGGGAGAAAAGUCAGUAGUAAAGCAUUGCAUGUUCAUAUUGUGAAAUUUCUGCAGUGUUACUCAAGAGGCAGGCAGUUUUAAGAUUCAUCUAUGGAUUAUUGCCAACACAAAUUGACCUGCAACAGCAUUAGUGGCCUUUGUCCAUUGCGAGAUCAACGACAAAGGAUGUAGCUUGAGUGUGUGUGGAUUGUGGUGCAUGGUCUGCAGUUGCUGCCAUUCCUUUUUUUUUUUUUUUUUACCUUGGCUACUUCCAUAGCUCCAUCCAUGCCUGAUGCCCUGAUGGCCUUCUACAUCCUGCAGAUUUGAAAAGGUUUCUGUCAACACACGAUCAAGUUGUCUGCUGUGCAGAAGUUUGCAAAGUGGCAGUGUAUAAAUCAGGCUCGUGUGAGUUCGUUUCAUUUUGCAGAAGCUGUAAUUAUAUCAUGCCAUUUUAGAAGAAUCCUCCGGUCCACGUUAGAUUCAUAUUUACAACAUGAACAUGUGAACCUUUCGUUGAUACGGAAUUUUGAACGGUUU
Oryza sativa Japonica Group (Japanese rice) is the source of this 3425-nucleotide messenger RNA. Its product is annotated as CRM-domain containing factor CFM3, chloroplastic/mitochondrial. The record is from RefSeq and is a predicted model, not a curated record. Gene Ontology annotation, molecular function: mRNA binding. Gene Ontology annotation, biological process: RNA splicing, via transesterification reactions. NCBI's taxonomy places the organism in Eukaryota, Viridiplantae, Streptophyta, Magnoliopsida, Poales, Poaceae.